Molecule: messenger RNA, 882 nt
Organism: Plasmodium adleri (nom. inval.)
Lineage: Eukaryota; Apicomplexa; Aconoidasida; Haemosporida; Plasmodiidae
Product: histone RNA hairpin-binding protein, putative
Exons: 1
Coding region: 1-882 (293 amino acids)
Biological process (GO): mRNA 3'-end processing by stem-loop binding and cleavage; mRNA transport
Cellular component (GO): cytoplasm; histone pre-mRNA 3'end processing complex
Molecular function (GO): histone pre-mRNA stem-loop binding; mRNA binding
Source: RefSeq, a predicted model, not a curated record
AUGAAUGAAAAAAGAAAUUAUAUGAAUAAAACUUAUAAAAAUAAUAACAUAGAAUUAAGUGAAAGUCAAAUAAAUCAGAGGAUAAAAAAUAUAAAUUUAACAAAACGUUUAAUAUGUUAUGAGAGAUAUUUAAAAGCAAUACCAAAAAUUGAAAGAAGAAAUGAUUUAAAAAAUAGUUGGCAUCCUGAAACUCCUCGAUAUAAUAAACAAAUAAGUUUAUCUCAGUGGAAUAAGGAAUUAAAAAAAUGGAGAAAACAAAUACAUGCAUGGGGAAAUAUAUCAGAAGAAGAUCAUGGAUAUAUAUGUAAAUUAUCUAAUAUUGAUAAAUAUAAAUAUUUAUGUAAUUUAAAAAUUCCUGAAUUAAGUAAUAUAGAAAUUAAAAAUAUGAAAAAAGAAAAUGAAGAAAUAUCACAUGACAUAUUAAAACAUAUUUUAUUAAUUCAAAAUAAACAUACUAACUAUUUUGAUGAAAAUAAUAAAAUAAUGUAUCAACCUAUAUUUUUUCUUCCCCAGAAUUUUAGUGGUACUGUUAUACAUAAUGAGUUUGUUAUAAUAAAAGAACAGAACAUGGAAAAAUAUUUAACCUUACUUAAAGAUAAAUACAAAGAUAAAUAUAAUUAUUCCUUUAAAAAAUAUUAUGAAUUAUAUCUAAUAAAUAAGGACAGUCAUAAUAAAAAUGUUGAGUAUUCCAAAGAUACUAUUUCAGAAAAUGCAAAAAAUCAUAUUGUUAUAUAUUUAGGAAGGGAAAAAAAAACUUUAAAUGAUAAAAAUAAAGCAGCUGAAUAUGAACAGAAAAAAAAAAUGGAAGCCUAUAACUUUUUAUGUGGUUCUACCAAGAAAUAUACAAAUGAUAAUAAAAUGAAUAAAAGGAAGAAAUUUUAA